UAUUUUCAUCCAAAAACCUCGUACGAGCUGCAGAAAGCCCGAACCAGAAGCGGGGAGAAGAGAGCGCUGCCCUAAAAGAAUCUUCCCAUUCGGACCUCAAAUUGCACGCGACAGAGAGAUAUCCGGGCCGUAUAUUAAAAUAAGAUGGCCCACGGCGGCUAUGCCAAGCGCCGGGUCGCCGAGAGGAGGCCCGUCAGCCGUCGAUCGAAGGGGCCAGGUGGAGGGAUAGAUAAGAAGAAGAAGAAGCCCAAAACCGUUUCUCUCAAGAACCAAAUCCGAUCCACAGAGCGAAUGCUUCGCAAGAACCUUCCCCUUGAAGUCAGGAAGGCUCAGGAGGAUAAAUUGGAAGAACUUAAGAAGCAGCAAGAGUUGCAUACUCGUUUGGCAAUAGAACGUAAAAUAUUUCUGCGAAACAGAAAGAUAAAGUUUUUCGAGAGAAGAAAGAUAGAGAGGAGAAUAAGGCGUUUGGAGAAACUGCAGCGCACAUCAUCUGAUCAUAUCUCUGAAAGAGACAUUGCUGACCAGCUUUCCAAAUUGAAGGAAGAUCUUGAAUAUGUCAGGUUCUUCCCCAAGACUGAGAAAUAUGUUUCUUUAUUCAUGGGAGGCGACAGUUCAGAAAUGGUUGAUAGGAGAAACAGAUUACGCAAACAGAUCAAAGACAAUAUCAUGGCUGCAGCAGCUAGUGGGAAGGAUUUGGAAGAAACAGGAAGUGAGGAUGACGGCAUUUUAGACAUGAGCGAGGAUGAUUUCUUCAUGAGUGGAAGUUCAAGUGAUGAAGCGGAUGCAGACGACGAAUGGACAGAUAAAAGCACAAGAGAACAGGCUUCAAGUACUUCUGGAAAAGCAGCAUCUGGCAUGUCCAGCGAUGAAAAGAAUCAGAGGCAUGUGUCUGCUCGAGUUCUAAUGCCUCCACCUCGUCCAUUGACUAUUUCAUCCAGAACCGCUGGCCGUGCUCAAACGAGGAUUGCACACCCAUCAAGUAAGAAACAAUCCAUUGAGAAGGUAGAGUUCUCCACAUCUAGCAACACAUCCCAUAGCAGGAGUGGAAAUUCUUCGAAGAGUUGGGGAUCGUCUAAUCCCCGAACAGGCCAUAGUAAUCUUAGUUCCAACUCUGACGCUCACAAGCCACGAAGAAAAAGGAGACCAAAGAAGAAAAAACAGGCUUGAAUGAAAUGGAGUUCUAGCACCGGCUGUCCAUGUAUUACAAGCUUUUUGUCCAUUGGAGUUCCAUCCUUACCAUCGGGUCCUGUUCUCUUACUCAUCAAUGAAGGAUCCACUUUCUGUCUUGUAUCAUCAUAAUUUAUUUACAUUGCUGCCCUUUUCAACUGCUCCAAGGUAAAAAUUAUUAUUUUUUCAUGAGAUCGACUACUGCAUCAAAAUUCCCUACCAUUUCUAUCAUUCUAAGACAGGGUCUCAAUCGAAGUACAAAGCACAUGAAGAAAGGGUUUUGUCUGAUAACAUGGCUUGCAUCUGGGUGUAUGGUAGGGGAGUUCAUUUUCAGGGAUGAUCAGGAUGGUAUUUGCAAUUGGAGUGGAUACUUAGUCAUGCAUUGCAUUUACAAAAUCAUGAUGCUAAUUAGAGAUUCCUGUUUCAGUUGCUUCUAA
This is a messenger RNA of Magnolia sinica, 1604 nucleotides long. Its product is annotated as rRNA-processing protein EFG1-like. Gene Ontology annotation, cellular component: preribosome, small subunit precursor; nucleolus. The transcript is spliced from 8 exons. Lineage: Eukaryota; Viridiplantae; Streptophyta; Magnoliopsida; Magnoliales; Magnoliaceae. The record is from RefSeq and is a predicted model, not a curated record. Bases 145 to 1167 code for a protein of 340 amino acids. Gene Ontology annotation, biological process: maturation of SSU-rRNA from tricistronic rRNA transcript (SSU-rRNA, 5.8S rRNA, LSU-rRNA).